This is a messenger RNA of Linum tenue, 1123 nucleotides long. The record is from the annotation of a GenBank genome assembly. NCBI's taxonomy places the organism in Eukaryota, Viridiplantae, Streptophyta, Magnoliopsida, Malpighiales, Linaceae.
GGCGGCGGGUAUGGUGAUGGUGGAGGAGGAGAUUUGUAGUAGUAUGGUGGCGGCGGUGAUUUCUUGGGUGGUGGUGGGGAAGAGUAGUGGUACGGUGGUGGAGGAGAUGGCGACGGUGGAGGAGGAGAUUUGUAGUAGUAUGGUGGCGGGGGCGAUUUCUUGGGUGGUGGUGGGGAGGAGUAGUGGUAUGGUGGAGGAGGAGACGGGGACGGUGGUGGUGGUGACUUGUAGUAGUACGGUGGAGGAGGAGAUGGAGACGGUGGUGGAGGUGACUUGUAGUAGUAUGGCGGCGGCGGUGAUGGGGACGGCGGAGGAGGGGAUUUGUAGUAGUAUGGAGGAGGAGGAGAAGGUGACGGUGGUGGGGGAGAUUUGUAGUAGUACGGUGGUGGAGGUGAAGGUGACGGUGGGGGUGGAGAUUUGUAGUAGUAUGGUGGCGGCGGCGACUUCUUGGGUGGUGGUGGAGAGGAGUAGUGGUAUGGUGGAGGAGGAGAUGGAGACGGCGGUGGAGGAGACUUAUAGUAGUAUGGAGGUGGAGGUGACGGGGAAGGAGGAGGAGGAGACUUGUAGACAUAAGGUGGCGGUGGCGACGGUGAAGGAGGAGGAGGAGAUUUGUAGUAGUAUGGUGGCGGUGGUGACGGGGAAGGAGGAGGAGGAGACUUGUAGACGUAUGGUGGCGGUGGCGACGGUGAAGGAGGAGGAGGAGAUUUGUACUCAUACGGCGGAGGUGGCGACGGUGAAGGUGGUGGCGGUGACUUGUAGACGUAAGGUGGUGGUGGAGAUGGUGAAGGAGGAGGAGGUGACUUGUAGUAGUAUGGUGGCGGUGGCGACGGCGAGGGAGGAGGAGGAGACUUGUAGACGUAAGGCGGAGGAGGCGACGGGGAAGGCGGCGGCGGCGACUUGUAGACGUACGGCGGCGGAGGGGAAGGAGAAGGAGGUGGAGGGGACUUGUAGAUGUAUGGUGGCGGAGGAGAAGAGUAAACAUAUGGGUCUCCGGCCACAUUGCUAAUACCAAUUGCUACAAAAGCCAAGGCUAAUGCCAAGGCUAGUUGCGGCCACCGGCGGCCGCCAGAAGAGGUCGCCAUUUUUUUGGUCGCCGGGAAGUGGAAGGGGAAGUGGGUUUUAG